Messenger RNA from Colletotrichum acutatum, 3177 nucleotides. RefSeq names its product FCP1-like phosphatase. The record is from RefSeq and is a predicted model, not a curated record. Lineage: Eukaryota; Fungi; Ascomycota; Sordariomycetes; Glomerellales; Glomerellaceae. The transcript has 2 exons. Bases 211 to 2721 code for a protein of 836 amino acids. Gene Ontology annotation, cellular component: nucleus. Gene Ontology annotation, molecular function: RNA polymerase II CTD heptapeptide repeat phosphatase activity.
CUGAGCUACUCACCCAUCUCACACCUAUCCGUCCAUUUCAUCCCGGCGCAACGCUCCAGAGCUUCCCCAUCUGUUGCGUAUUCGUCAAAAACUCCCCUCAUCAGCUUCGGGGCAAUGGGAUUGGCCACUACACCGGCACCUUCUCCGAUUGUUACUGGGGGAGUCUCAUUAGACUUUUAGACCAAACCCUCCCAGUAGCCUGCCGUCAUCAUGGGCAAGCUACUUUCACUCGGCGCGAGACUGCGCUACCCGAUUACCAUUACAAAACUCCUCAAGCGCCCCGGCGACGCCGUCCAAAAACAGGAGAGCGUGCUCGAGUACUCCUUCAAAUGGAUGCGCGAGGUCGGCGACCCCAUCGCUGGCAACACCUGGCAAGAGGAGGAAACCACAGUCGUCGGCUGGGAUAGUCCGGCCGAAGGCACACUCAAAGAAUGGCGUCUCAAGGAAGGCAUGACAUUCACCCGCGACGCCCCGUGUAUGAUGGUCGAGGAGGCCUGCUCCCACGAGAUCCAGUUCCAAGGCUUGUGCGCCAUCUGCGGAAAGGAUAUGACCGAGGUGAACUGGGCCACCGCCGAACGCGAUACCCAGCGCGCCACGAUCAACAUGACACACGACCAGACCGGCCUCAUGGUCAGCGGCGACCUGGCUGCGCGUGCCGAGUCCGACACCCAGAAGCGUCUGCUACGACAACGGAAGCUUAGUCUCGUUGUCGAUCUCGACCAGACCAUCAUUCACGCCUGUAUCGAGCCCACCGUUGGCGAAUGGAUGGAGGACCCGUCAAAUCCCAACUACAAUGCCGUCAAGGACGUCAAGAAGUUCCAGCUCAACGAUGAAGGUCCACGGGGCAUGGUCACAUCCGGCUGCUGGUACUACAUCAAGAUGCGACCCGGUCUCGCCGAGUUCCUCGAGAAGGUUGCCGAGCUUUACGAGCUCCACGUCUACACAAUGGGAACACGCGCAUACGCCCUCAAUAUUGCCAAAAUCGUCGACCCCCAGCAGAAGCUCUUCGGCAACCGCGUCAUCAGCCGUGACGAGAACGGAAGCAUGAUUUCCAAGAGUCUGCAGCGGUUAUUCCCGGUGAACACAAAUAUGGUGGUCAUUAUCGACGACAGAGCAGACGUGUGGCCGAGCAAUCGCCCCAACCUGAUCAAGGUUGUGCCGUAUGAUUUCUUCAAGGGCAUUGGUGAUAUCAACUCGAGUUUCCUCCCCAAGAGACAGGACAUCCUGCCCGCGCCGCCCGAACCCGAAGCGAAGCCAACACCAGUCGCCGCAACAACCGCAGCACAGACGAGCGAGGCAUCAACAGCCGACCAACCAAAUGGCAAGGUGUCUGCCAUUGACGAGCUGGUAAAGAUGAGCAGCGGCGACGACAAGGUCCUGCAGGAAGCACAAAGCGGAGAGCAAGAAAGACUGUUGGAACAGCAAAUCAAGGAACGGCCGCUGCUCCACAUGCAAGAGGCGCUUGACAAAGAAGACGAACAAAACGAAAAGGCAACACAGGAAACCGAGAACGGAGCACAUAUCAUGACAGUACAGCAUCGGUCGCAAGUUCUCCGCGACGACGAUGCUGAGCUACAUUACCUACAGCAACACCUUGCCCAAUUACACCACAAAUUCUACACCGAAUACGACGAAAAGCGCGCUGCCGCACCUGCUCAGUCUGCCCCGCGUAAGAAGACGGGCGACGACGGUAUCGACCUUGACGCUGUGCCAGACGUUGGCGAAGUCCUCGAUACGAUGAAGGCCGCGACCCUCGAAGGCACUACGAUUGUCCUGUCUGGUCUUGUACCACUGGGCGUCGACGUCUUACAGUCCGAGAUCGGCAUCCAAGCCAUGAGCUUUGGCGCCCAGAUCUCGACUAGGGUAUCCAAGCAGGUCACCCAUCUCGUUAUUUCUACGUCUCGCCCGCGGACGCAGAAGGUCAGACAGGCAGCCAAGAUGCCGAGUAUCAAGAUUGUCAGCCAAAACUGGCUGUCUGAUUGCCUCAGUCAAUGGCAGCGCGUCGACGAAGCGCCUUACCUGGUCGAGGUCCACCCAGCAGACCGCCGCCAGCCAGCGAUGUCCGAGUCAACAGACGCGGAGACGAUUUCUGACGCCGAUGGUGACGACUCACGGCCGCAUUUGACAAUUAUUGACGAAACGGGCGAGCAACGCGUACUCGAGGAAGACGACGAUGCCUCGGACGAAGAUGAAGGCGACCAGGACGGCGAUGAAGAGAAUAUGAUGCUCGAGUUUGAGGACGGUCAAGUCAGCCCGAUAGACGGCCUAAAGUCGUUUGACUGGGAAGGCGUCGAUGACGAGAUGAAGGAGUUCCUCGGGAGCGACGACGACAGCUCAGAUGCCGAUACGGAAAGCCGUAGUGGCGAUACCGAUGCUGGCGAAGACCUGCCCUCAUCCCAAGAGUCUUCAAAUGCGGUCACUGGCGGUACCAAGAGGAAAGCCAUGGAAGAUGACACGGCUUCCGAUGAAGGCGGUAGUGCGCUGUCCAAGAAGCAACGCAUUGCCAAGAGCCGUGGUGCUUCCAAGUUGAGCUCAGUACGGACUCCCAAUGUCGAGGACAACAACGAGUCGAGCAGCCUGCCCACUCCUCAAGUUACUGGCGACGAGGAGGACGUCGCGCUCAUACCGGACAACGUUGCUGCGAACGGACUUGACGACUUCGACGAGGACGAUCUCGAGGCAGACCUUGAGGCUGAGCUCGCUGCCGCCGGAGAGGACUAGUGAUCCUUACCACCGGUCAACGAGAGGCAUGAUGCAUAUAAAGAUAAGCUAAGGAAGGAAAGGCCACGAAAGUGAGGAAGAAAAAGUUGGUUGGCUAUGGUUUAUUCGGUUUAUACCCCAGCCUUUCCGUUGGCGAAGCAUGGCAUGGAGUUGAGAUGUGCAAAUAUUUGUAGGAUUCAAAGUGCAGUACUGCUUGUUGAGGGUGGUGAAUAGACGAUCUGGUGUUGGGUCGGUGCAUAUCUAGCCACUUGAGAUUUAUGACCUAUAUGAAUCAACUCGAGUAGUCGAUCUCUGUUCAAACUUAAGUGACAUUGUACACAUGUAUAGGUACCUCUCAAUCGUGUCCAAUUGCUCACCGAGACCCAAGGGGGGCACGCCUCGGUGAGGGUGGAAAAGAUGGAUCCACAGUAUGUCUUACAUAAGCCAUCGGCCAAUUGAGCGAAUCACCAUCGACCC